This is a messenger RNA of Drosophila obscura, 1598 nucleotides long. Its product is annotated as putative inorganic phosphate cotransporter. Gene Ontology annotation, biological process: monoatomic anion transport; transmembrane transport. The transcript has 4 exons. The coding region runs from base 57 to 1598 and encodes 513 amino acids. Gene Ontology annotation, molecular function: transmembrane transporter activity. NCBI's taxonomy places the organism in Eukaryota, Metazoa, Arthropoda, Insecta, Diptera, Drosophilidae. Gene Ontology annotation, cellular component: plasma membrane. The record is from RefSeq and is a predicted model, not a curated record.
CUGCUGUGCGGAUCGUCUCGUUCUCGGGGAUUUUGCCAGCACAGCGCCCACGGAUAAUGGAUCCGAUCUGGUAUAAUUAUCUCUCAAGAAAUAUAAUGGAUGAAAAAAGUCCUUCGCUAGGUAUUCGUCACUUGCAGGUGGCACUGCUGUUCCUCAACCUGACCGUUAGCUACAUAGUCCGCCUGAAUGUGGGCGUGCGCAUAGUGGCCAUGACGGAGCAAGCAGCCACCAAUCAAAGUUUUCAGCAAUUCGAGUGGACAGAGGCCGAGAAAUCCUACAUCCUCUCCAGCUUCAACUGGGGCUAUUUGCUGAUGCAGAUUCCGGGCAGCUUCGUUGUCCGGAGUCUGGGAGCCAAGAUGACCAUGCUCGUGCCAACCUUUGUCGUAGCCCUGUUCUGCGUCUGCACACCCUCGGGAAUCAAGAUGGGCGAUUGGAGGGCAUUCUGUGCGAUCCGGCUGAGCCAGGGUCUGUGCCAGGGCCUGAUGCUACCCUGCAUCCACGAGCAUCUGGUCAAGUGGUCGCCGCCAGCGGAACUCAAACACCUGGGAGUGAUCGCCUACUCGGGCAUUUACUGCGGCACAAUCCUGGCCCUGCUCGGCAGUGGGUACAUUGCGAACAGUUCCAUCGGCUGGCCGGGAAUCUCGUAUGUUUCGGCAGCAUCCUGCCUGUGCUGGUGCCUGCUCUGGUUCUUCUGGGGCGAGAACGAGCCCGGCAGCUCGCACUGGAUUGGCGCGGACGAGCGCAGCUACAUUGAGAGCUCUCUGAAGAGUGCUCACACAUGCCCCAGGAGAGAAAUACCCGUGCCGUGGAAGGCGAUAUUUGCCUCAGUGCCGUUCCGUGCCCUGGUGGUGGUCAACAGUGCUCAGCACUGGGCCGAUGCCACAAUGGAGGUGCAGAUACCCUCGUAUCUGCAUGGUGUCCUGCAAAUGAGCAUCACCCGGAACGGCCUCACCUCGGCGCUGCCCUAUAUUGUGCGAUGGAUCAUGUCCCAUGUGUACAUCCUCGUCGAACAUAUAGCCUUAGUGCGUAACCUGAUCCGACCGACUCCAUUGAAAAAAUGGAUCGUCACGGUAUCCACUUGGGGACCGGCCCUGCUGUACGUUGCCAUUGGCUUUCUGGAUCGAAAAAAUGCCGGUUUGGUUGUCACUUUGAUGGCCAUCAAGGCGGGACUUAGUGCCGGCUCCAGCAUUGGCGGCAGAAUGAACAUCAUUGCCCUGUCGCCCAACCACUCCGCGCUUCUGAUGGGCAUCAUGUGUGUCCUGUCAGACGUCUUUACGCCGCUGACUCCGCUCGUUACGGGUGCCAUUGUUACGGAUCCGACGAAUCGUUAUCAGUGGCAGAUUGUAUUCGGACUGAUCGCACUUGUAUUCUUUCUCAGCAACUGGGUGUACAUCAUUUGGGGCUCCAACGAACUGCAGCCCUGGGAUGCCGAUGAUUUUCUGCACAAGUGCCCUGUGGAGUGUUGCGAAAGGGAAGACACCCAAGACGUGCCCGAUCUUUCCAAUAAUGGAAAAAUUAUGCUCGGGCAUCCGAGUGAAAGAGUAACGGAGGCCAAAGACAAGGUGAUGCCAGAGCAGAAUAAAGACCGAAGCAAGUAA